GGCGGCUGCUGCACUGCCCGGGCCUGCUGGCUGCAAUGUAGCGCCGCCGUGCGCGGCUUUGCAUGGCGCACCAGCCCUCUGCUAGCGCCUUGCGCAAAGUUGCAGGGUUCUGUCCCUUUGGCGGUGGCAGCAUCUGCUCCAAAAAAUCUCUUUCUGAGGUUUUGAUAGAGUUGACAAUGGAGUAUAUAAUGGGGGAGAUCUGCCUCACCUACCCCACAAAUACAAAGUCUUAAAUGCCUUGGAACAUUUCUGUAUCUCCCAUCUAAGACUGGCGUAGGCAUUGUUUGAAAACGGAGAGCUGUAAAGGCAGUUUUCAGGGAGGCAAAGGGUCCAUCGCUAUGGAGCCUGUGAGCAUCGAUAACUUGUCCAUUCUGUACCAAAGUGCGGACUUCAUUGUGGUUAACAAACACUGGGACGUCCGCAUUGACAGCAAAAUGUGGUAUGAAAAGCUCACCCUGCAGAGCCAGUUGAAAUAUCGGUUCCCUGAGCUUGCGGACCCAGACACAUACUAUGGCUUCCGGUUUUGCCACCAGCUGGAUUUCUCCACCAGCGGGGCCCUUUGCGUGGCGCUCAACAAGGCAGCUGCUGGAAGUGCUUACAAAUGCUUCAAGGAACGGAUGGUGACCAAGGCCUACCUUGCGCUGGUGAGGGGCCACAUCCAAGAGGCGAGGAUGACGAUCCACUACGCCAUCGGGAAGAACACGACAGAAGGCUUGACACACAUGAUGUGCAUUGAAGGGACGGAGGGUUGUGAAAACCCCAAACCUUGCCAGUCGGAGCUAACAGUGCUUGAACAUGGCCUUUACAGUGGUGAUCCAGCGACGAAAGUGCUUCUGCAGCCCCUCACAGGAAGAACCCACCAGCUCCGUGUCCACUGCAGCGCCAUUGGGCACCCGGUGGUGGGCGACUUCACGUACAGUUUCAAGAAGGACAGUGGCCCUUACCGCAUGAUGCUCCACGCCUACUACUUGCGCAUCCCGACCAGCAAGGAGCUUAUUGAGGUGAUCGCGCCUGACCCUUUCGUCCCCACCGUGGACAGCAACUGGGCCCCUCGGCGUGCCACGCACCAGCUGGAGGAGCUGAUCCAAGAACUGAAGGACCAGAGUGUCCUGGCGGAGGAAGGCCGUCAGGGGAAUCUGUUUGGAAGCCCAAGCCCUGAGGCUCCGCAGGAAGCCAAGAGCCCUGAGGUGGAGGAGUUGGAGCAGGAGCAGCGAGGGAAAUGUGAGCAGUGGCUGGCCGAGUGGGCCCUGGAAUGACAUGACCCAUGGAUCCCUCGUGGUCGGGAAACCCCGAAUCUUUAUACCUUGUCUCUACCGCUGAUUCCUGCCAGAAGCUUUUCCAGGCCUGACUCCCAACACCUGUCGUCUUGUUCACUCCCAACAUUCCUCGGAAAUGCCUCUGUGAGGGUCGCGUUCCCAAACUGGAAUUUUGACUGUGUGCUUGAUCGGCUUUUUAACCCCGUGCCCUCAAGCUGGCUCGUUUUAGUCGCCGGAUGUGGAAGAUCACGGACUGUGGUCAGACAGGCCAGGUUUGUGCCCUGAUAUUGACACUCUUAAGCCAUUGGAUUAACGCAAUUGGGGGCACUGUCUCUCAGGGUGAUGUCCAGUUAAGUCAUACUUAGAGUAGACCCAUUGAAAUCAGUAGCCUUAAAAUUGCUCAUCAGUAAUACUAAACAUUUUAUUUGUUCCUAUAUAAGCCAUACUAGAGACUUUCAGAGAUGAGCCACAUAGUUGGCUCUGAAUUUCCUAGCAGCCAAUGCAAAUAGAGAGGCACACAAGGUAACAGAAUUUGAUUGAUUGAUUGAUUGAUUGAUUGCAUCAGAUCCCACCUUUUUCUCCAAGGAGCUCAAAGUGACAUAUAUGUGUAUGGUCCUUUCCCAUCUCAUUUAAUCCCCACAACAACCCUGUGAAGUAGGUUUGGCUGAGAGGCAGUGAUUGGCCCAAGGUCACCCAGUGAACUUUAUGGCCUA
This is a messenger RNA of Podarcis muralis (Common wall lizard), 1969 nucleotides long. It is a transcript of the gene RPUSD1, whose product is annotated as RNA pseudouridine synthase domain containing 1. Gene Ontology annotation, biological process: enzyme-directed rRNA pseudouridine synthesis. The record is from RefSeq and is a predicted model, not a curated record. Gene Ontology annotation, molecular function: pseudouridine synthase activity; RNA binding. Lineage: Eukaryota; Metazoa; Chordata; Lepidosauria; Squamata; Lacertidae.